AUGGGUAUUUACACAUCAUAUAAACGUCGAUUUCAAUUAAAAAAUGCAAAUAAAAUACGUCUUGAAAAACAGCAAAAGAAUUCUGAAACGACUUCCACAGAUAACGAAAACCAACAACGAGCUGACUUAAUUUCAACAAUACAACGAUUACUUGAAAAUGAAGUAUCAUUAGCAACCAGUCUUAUAUCAAAUAUGCGAUAUCCAAAAGGUCCAAAUAAAGGAAAUAUAAUUUCACCAUACUUGCAAAAAAAAGCACAUAAUUAUAUUUCUCAAAAUCUUUACAAACAUCAAUCCACUCUACAAGAUUCAAAUUCAAAGUUAAAACAAGAAAAUAAAAGACUUCAUCGAAAAAAUCAAGCACUUGUUAAACGAACCCAAUCACUUGGAGCAAAAGUUCAACACACUCUGAAUCAAAAAUCAAAGCACAUUGCUGAAAUCUGUUCUUUAGUUUGA
Messenger RNA from Ambispora gerdemannii, 453 nucleotides. The record is from the annotation of a GenBank genome assembly. Lineage: Eukaryota; Fungi; Glomeromycota; Glomeromycetes; Archaeosporales; Ambisporaceae.